AUGAAAAAUAUUAAACUUCCUUUAUAUUAUUGUAAUGAAAUUAGUAAUAAAAUAUCUUAUGAUGAGAUAGGUUAUCUUUCCUGUAAUAUUGAUAAAAAAAUUUUUGAAAAACAUGUAUGUCCUAGGGGAAGUUUUUUUAUUAAAGAUAAAGGUUGUAUUGAUCCAACAAGAGAUAUCUUUAAAUAUGGUACUUCUUCAACUGGUUCUGGUAAAGUUGGUGAUAAUUGUCAAUUUAAUACAGAUUGCCUUUCUGGAAUGUAUUGUUUGUCGGGAGUGUGUACCUGCCUUUCUACAUACAUUUUAAAAGAAUCAUAUUGUUAUGAAAUUAUAAAUCCUAAUUCUGCUGGAUGUAUUUAUGAUGCACAAUGUCAAGCAGUAUUUCCAUCAGCGCAUUGUAGUAUGGAAUCAGGUAUAGGUACAUGUAAAUGUCCAGAAAAAACACACUUAGCUAGAGAAACAAGAGAUGGUUGGGUAUGUGUUUCAUUGGUUGAUAAUGCAUCUAAGAAUGGUGAACCAAAUGAAAAUUUACAUUUUAUAUGCCCAUUACCUGAAGGUGCUGGUUUUAAAAUUGCAUUAUCUGAUCCAAAUAAAAAAUUUGAUGGUUUACCAGUUGGUUGCACGGUAGGAUCAACAAGUGCAUUUGAACCAAUACCACAAUUACAAGGUGGUGGUGGUUGUAUAUGGCCAAGUACUGGUGAGUAUGUUGGUGAUAUUUAUGAUUGUAUUCAUACAUCACCAAUGAUAAAUUUAAAAACAAAAUAUCCAUUAUCAAGUUAUCAUCCAUCAGCAAAUGGUGUUUGUUGUCCAAGUAGAGCUUUUACAUGUUCACAACCAGCAGUUUCUGGUCCAAAUCCAACAGAAGGAAGAUGGUGGUUUAAUUCAAUUACUGGUCAAUGUCAACAAUUUUUAUGGGAUCCAAUUGCUCCAACAGCAGGUGAUCAUAGUUCUAAUAAUUUUAAAACAAUGGAACAUUGUCUUAAUUAUUGUCGUGAUACCUGUACACGUUCAUAUCCACAAUAUAUAAAAGCAAAAUCAAUUUUAAAAGAAAAACCUAUUACAUCAUGUUCGACAUCAUUAUCAUGUGGUAAUGAUUAUGAAUGUAAAAGUGUUGGUUCUGAACAUUUUUGUUGUCCAACAGUAUCAUCAAUAUGUAGUUAUAAAGGUGGAAGAUUUAUUGAUAAUAUUUUACCAAGAGAUACAAUAUAUCAUGGAGGGUUUUUAACAAAAACUGGAAAAGAACAAAUACGUUUUUAUUAUAAUAAUGAAAAAAAACGUUGUGAAUCAUUUAUUUAUAAAGGAUCAGGUGGAAAUUUUAAUAAUUUUAUAACAAAAUAUGAAUGUGAAAUAUUUUGUUCAAGAUUAGUAUGUGAAAUAGGAAAUCCAUUAAAAAUUGGUAAUGAUGCACAAAAAUGUGAAAGUAAUCAUGAUUGUCCAUCAUCAUAUUCUUGUAAUAUGAUACAAAAAGUAUGUUGUCCUAAAAGGCAAACAGUUUGUUCAGAACCAUUAAGAACAGGUGAUUGUUCAGAAAAUUUACAAAGAUAUUAUUAUAAUCCUUUAAUAAAACAAUGUAUACUUUUUUCAUAUUCAGGAUGUCAAGGAAAUGAUAAUAAUUUUGAAACAUUAUUAAAAUGUCAAGAGACAUGUAAAAAUGUAUCACCAGAACCACGUUGUCCUCAGGGUCAAGCAUACAAAGAUUCAUAUGGAAAUUUUGUUCAAUGUAAUGAAGGAUCAUCUUCUAUACUUGUACCAAAUUAUUUUUGUUUUAAUGAUGGUCAAGUUUCAGGAUUAUGUCCAACAAAAAGUUAUACAUGUAGUUUAAAUAGUGAUAAAGGUGUUCAAUGUGGUGCUGGUACAUCAUUUAAAUAUUAUUUUAAUCCUAGUAAAAAUACUUGUGAAGCUUUUCAAUAUUUAGGUUGUGAUGGUAAUUCAAAUAAUUUUCAAACUAUUGAAGCAUGUGAAGAGUAUUGUGGUAUAGCUUGUCCAAAUGGUGGUCAACCAUUAAGAGAUCAUCAACAUCAAUUAGUAUCAUGUAAUGAUAAUGAUUCAUGUCCUGAAACACAUGAAUGUACAGAAAUUGCAGUUAAAGGUUUAUUAUCAAAUAGAUGUUGUCCAACAAGAUCACAUAUUUGUUCUCAACCACCACAAGUUGGUACAUCAUGUAUAAAUAGUCCAAUUCCAAGAUAUUAUUUUAAUAUUGUUACUUCACAAUGUAGUAGUUUUAUGUAUAAUGGAUGUAAUGCAAGUAGUUGUGGAACUGGUGAAAGUGUAUAUUUAGAUCCUAAUACAAAUAUACCAUUAACAUGUAAUGAAAAUUUAAAAAAUGCAUGUCCACAAAAUUAUGUUUGUACAUUAAAUUCAUUUUCUAAUACACAUGUAUGUUGUGGAGCAACUGAUAUGGGUGUAUGUCCACAUGGAGAGAAAGCUUAUAUAAAUGCAAUGGAUAUGACAGCAAAAGAAUGUACAAUAAAUCAAGAAGGUUCAUGUCCCUCAAAUUAUUUAUGCCGUUUUAAUUUUAAUAAUAAAAAAUAUUAUUGUUGUAGUGGUCCUGAAACAUGUCCAGUUGGUAAAUUUUUAUAUAAAAAUUCUAAAACAUUACAAGCUAUAAAAUGUACUAUUAAUGGAAAUAAAAAUCAAUGUCCAAUUGGAUAUAGUUGUCAAUCAUAUUUAAAAAAUGCUUUUCAAGGUUUUUGUUGUUCAACUAAUGAUAUAUGUCCUAAUAAUGGUGAAUAUUUAAUUGAUUCUACAAGUAAUCAACCCCGUCGUUGUACAAUAGGAUCAUAUAUUAGUUGUCCAGGAAAUUAUUAUUGUCAAAAAAGUAGUACUAGUAAUAAUAAUGGUGGUAAUGGUAAUAAUGAUAAUUCAGGAUAUUGUUGUAAAGGUACACCAAUGUUAAAAUCUAAUGGUUGCCCACCAGGUGAAUAUGCCUUAAUAUCUAAUGGACAAAUAAAAACAUGUGAUCCAUUUAAUGUACAUGAUUUUCCAUGUGAUUCUGGUUUUACAUGCCAAUGGAGUAUUACUAAUAUGGCAUAUCAAUGUUGUAGUGGACAAAAACCAAUAGAAUAUAUAAAAGAUGAUGGAUGCCCAAGAAAUCAAAAAGCAUUUUAUGAAAAUAAUAAAAUAAGAAUAUGUACAGCUGGUGGUUCUGAUUGUCCAUUAGGAUAUUUUUGUGAAUUUAGUUUUAAAAAUGUACAAUUUCAAUGUUGUGCUACAAGUGGUGGUUGUCCAGGUAAUUCUGUAGCAUUUAUUGGAAUAGAUGGUCAACCAGAAAAAUGUAUUUUAGGACAAAGUCAAUGUAAAAAAGGAUAUAGUUGUCAGAAAACUAACCUUAAUAAUUAUCAUUGUUGUACAUCAGGUGUUAUUGAAAAAAAUUGUAAAAAAAAUGAAAUAAUGUUUGAUGGUAAAUGUUUAGAAAAAGUUAAUGUUGGAGAAAAAUGUGAAAAUAAUAUUCAAUGUUUAGGUGGAAGUAUUUGUCUUGGAAAUACUUGUGUAUGUUCUAAAAAAACAACAUUUAUUGAUGGUAUCUGCCAACAAAUACCAGAAUGUUUAGAAAAUCAAGUAUUAAUAGAUAAAGCUUGUUAUGAAAAAGUAAAUAUUGGUGGUAGAUGUAUAAGUCAUACACAAUGUCCAAAAACUUCAUUUUGUAUAAAAAGAAUUUGUAGUUGUAGAAAAGAUGAAUAUUAUGAUUAUGAAAAAAAUAGAUGUAUAGAAGAAAAAUUACCUGUUGUUAUUCCAAGUAAAAAAAAAUUUAAAAAAAUAAAAUAUAGAAGAAUGAAACCAAGAGUUACAUUACCUAUAAUAAAUCAUCAAGCUAUUGAAACUAAUAUUAUUCCUAAUAUGGAUUCAUAUUUAUAUAAAUGUUUUAAUACAACUCUUAAACCAUUUAUAGAUCCUAAAACUGAUAAAAUACAAUAUUGUUCUCCAAAAACAAAUACUUGUCCAUUAGGUUAUAAUUGUGAAAUGAAUUUAUCAAGACAAAUAUUUAUAUGUUGUGGUAAAAAAAAUAUAAAUGAAGAAAUUAUUAAUUUACGUUCUGAAGAUAAAGUAUGUCCAAAAGGUAGAAUUCCAUAUUUAUUAAAUGGUAUACCACAGAAAUGUACAAAAACUCGUUGUUCUAAUGGUUAUCAAUGUAUAUAUACAUCAUAUGAAUAUUAUUGUUGUAGUGAAAAUUUACUUGAAACUGAUAUAAUAAUAGAUAAUGCUAUUCCAAUGCUUUCAGAUAUUUGUCCUCGUGGAACACCAUUAAUUUAUCCAUUAACAAAAACUCCUAUACAAUGUAUACCAAAUAAAGAAAAUUGUCCCAUAGGUUAUACUUGUGAUAAAUCAAUUUCUCAAAUUUACAAUCAUAUUUGUUGCUCUUUACGCCAUCAAACAGAUAAUAAUUAUACUUCAAAUAUAACUAUAUCAAAUGAAAUUGAAAAUGUUGUAUAUAAUCAAACGGGAUAA
This is a messenger RNA of Strongyloides ratti, 4443 nucleotides long. RefSeq names its product Proteinase inhibitor I2, Kunitz metazoa domain and EB domain and Cysteine-rich repeat and Lustrin, cysteine-rich repeated domain-containing protein. Gene Ontology annotation, molecular function: serine-type endopeptidase inhibitor activity. The record is from RefSeq and is a predicted model, not a curated record. Lineage: Eukaryota; Metazoa; Nematoda; Chromadorea; Rhabditida; Strongyloididae. The transcript has 4 exons. The coding region runs from base 1 to 4443 and encodes 1480 amino acids.